Messenger RNA from Vitis riparia (riverbank grape), 2949 nucleotides. Its product is annotated as disease resistance protein RUN1-like. NCBI's taxonomy places the organism in Eukaryota, Viridiplantae, Streptophyta, Magnoliopsida, Vitales, Vitaceae. Gene Ontology annotation, biological process: signal transduction; defense response. Bases 1 to 2466 code for a protein of 821 amino acids. Gene Ontology annotation, molecular function: ADP binding. The record is from RefSeq and is a predicted model, not a curated record. The transcript is spliced from 4 exons.
AUGGCGUCUUCUUCUUCUUCUGAUUGGGAGUUUGACGUGUUUCUUAGUUUUAGAGGAACGGAUACUCGCAAUACUUUUACUGGUCAUCUCAAUACAGCCUUAAAGAGUAAAGGAAUUAGGACCUUUAUCGAUGAUAAGGAGCUCAGAAGAGGGGAGGACAUUUCUUCAACACUUUUUACAACAAUAGAAAAAUCAAGGUGCUCAACAGUUGUUCUGUCAGAAUGUUAUGCAACUUCCAAAUGGUGCUUAGAGGAACUGGUAAAGAUGUUGGAGUGCAAGACAACCAUAAAACAGAGGGUUGUGCCCAUUUUCUACCAUGUGGACCCGUCGGAUGUUCGGGGACAGGGCGGAAGUUUCGGACAAGCCUUGGAUGCACACAAAAAGAAUUUGAAAAUCGAGGAGAAGCAGUUGCAGAGGUGGUCGGCGGCUCUCACUGAGGUUGGCAAUUUAUCCGGCUGGGACUUGGGAAAUAAGUCUGAGGCUCAGCUCAUUCUGGAUAUUGUCGCAGAUAUUUCAAAAUAUUUAAAUUGUGCAUCCUCAAAUAAUGCUCAGAACCUAGUGGGAGUUGACUCUUGCAUAAAGGAAUCGGAAUCAGUCUUGUGUUUUGAGUCAACUGAUGUUCGGAUGAUUGGAAUUUGCGGUAUGAGUGGCAUAGGCAAGACUGCCCUUGCCAGAAGUAUUUAUGAACGGUUUUCGGACAAAUUUGAAGGUUGUUGUUUUCUUACUAAUGUAGGAAAUGUGGAAAGAGAAGGAACUGACUAUUGGAAAAAGGACCUUCUUUCAAGUGUAUUGAAGGACAAUGAUAUAGAUGUGACAAUCACUUCGAUAAAGACAAGACUUGGCUCUAAAAAAGUUCUUAUUGUUGUUGAUAAUGUGAGCCACCAAUUGACAAUGAAAACGUUAAUUGGAAAACAUGAUUGGUUUGGUCCUCAAAGUAGGAUCAUUAUAACAACUAGGAAUAAAAGGUUUCUAAGUGGAAUGGAUGCAAUGUAUGAAGUCCAGAAAUUGCAGGAUGAUAAAGUGGUUGAGCUCUUUAAUCAUUGUGCCUUUAGAAAGGACCAUCCAGCAGAAAGUUUUGAGAGGUUCUCUCUCCGUUUUAUAGCGUAUGCUCAAGGUCUUCCAUUAGCUCUUGAGGUUUUAGGUUCUUCUUUAUAUAAAAAGGACCAAGACUACUGGAAAAGUAAAUUGGAUGAGCUAGAAAAAACCCUUGACAAGGAAAUUCAGGGAGUACUUCAAAAAAGUUUUGAUGAGUUAAAUGAUAAUGAGAAGGAUAUAUUUCUAGAUAUUGCAUGCUUCUUCAAAUGCAGCAACAAAGAUCAUAUAAUGAAAAUACUUGAGAGUUGCAACUUGUUUCCUGGGAGUGGAAUAGAAAAUCUCAUUGAUAGAUUUCUCAUAACAUUUUCUUGUGAGAAGUUGGAGAUGCAUGAUUUAUUACAAAAAAUGGGAUGGAAAAUUGUUACUCAGACUUCGAAAGAGCCUGGGAAACGUGGCAGAUUGUGGAUGCAGGAUCAUAUAUGUCAUGUAUUGGAAAAAAAUACGGGAACCAAAGAAGUUAAAGGCAUAUUCCUCAACUUGUUUGGUUUGAAGGAAAUACACUUUACCACUGAAGCCUUUGCAAGGAUGAACAGGCUUAGAUUACUAAAAGUCUAUGAGUCUAACCUUUCAGAUGACUCUGACUCCGAAAGUACCUCAAGGAAGAGGAAAUGUAAAAUGCGCUUUUCUGAUGACUUUGAAUUUCAUUCCGAUGAGUUGAGGUAUUUAUAUUGGCAUGAAUAUCCUCUGCAAACAUUGCCAUCUCAUUUUAAGCCCAAGAAUCUUGUCUGCCUCUGCAUGCCUUACAGCCAGAUUACUGAGCUCUGGAAAGGAAGUCAGGUUUGUGAAAAUUUAAAAUUUUUGGAUCUCAGUAACUCCAAAUUCCUAAUGGAAACUCCAGAUUUCUCAAGGAUCACCAAUCUUGAAGCGCUGGUUCUGGACGGUUGUACUAAUUUAUGUCACCUUCACUCGUCCCUCGGACGCCUGAGGAAACUCGCUUUCUUGAGUGUGAGCAACUGCAUAAAACUUAGGGAUUUUCCAGCCAUCUAUGAGUUGGUAUCCGUUCAAACUCUGGAUCUAUCUGGUUGCUCAAAUCUACAGAAAUUUCCAGAUAUCUCACAGCAUAUGCCAUGCUUAUCCAAGUUGUAUUUAGAUGGGACUGCUAUAACAGAAAUCCCAGCCUCAAUAGCCUAUGCCAGUGAGCUCGUUCUAUUGGAUUUAACAAACUGCAAAGAGCUCAAGUUUCUUCCAAGUAGCAUUGCUAAAUUGACACUUCUUCGUAUCCUUACGCUGUCUGGCUGCUCAAAACUUGGAAAGUUUCAACAGAACUCAGGGAACUUGGACCGCCUAGUUGAGCUCAAAGCAGAUGGAUCUACUAUAAGGCAACCGCCUUCCUCUAGAGCUGUCUUGAGAAAUCAUAAAGCAUCUGCUUAAUCCUUGCCAAGAACUUCAGAGUCCAUCAGUUUCUUGUUGUCUAAUUUAAAUUUAGUUCGACUAAAUUUAAGUGACUGCAAUAUAAAGAGUGGAAAGCGCCUUAGUCAUCUUGGCAUCCUAUCUUCACUCAAGUCUCUGAACUUAAGUGAAACCGCUUCAUUCAUCUACCUUGUAUCUUCAAAGGACUUUCUAAUCUGUCCAGGCUUGACUUGCACGAUUGCAGGAGGCUUCAGACAUUGCCCUUGCUUCCACCAAGUGUACGAAUUCUAAAUGCAAGUAAUUGCACGUCCCUGGAAUCAAUCCUCCCUAAAUCAGUUUUCAUGUCUUUUAGAGGCUGUCUAUUUGGUAAUUGCCUCCGACUCAUGAAGUACCCAAGUACAAUGGAGCCUCAUAUACGAAGUGUGGCAACCCAUGUUGAUCAGGAAAGAUGGAGUUCCACUUAUGAUGAAGUAAGUUCUCUUUUGCUUCAUAUCAUGAUUUCGA